AUGUUCUUCAAUGCGUCAUUUCUCACCAAUGGGUCAAACCUAAGGGAAAGCUGGAUUGUCCUUGCAGAUGUUGUCAAAGAAGCACACAUACUCGAACUCCAUUUGGAGCAUCCAAGGGUCAAAGUUUCUGAGUUUGAAAUGGAAAUGAGGAAGCGAAUUUUCGGCACUAUCUACAUGUGGGAUAAGUUGAUGUCCAUUCUUCAGGGGCAUUGGUCUCUCAUCCCGGACGUGUAUUGCCACGUCAAACUUCCUCGGGAUGCACUGCCUGCCACACCAACUGUGCCUGGUGCUCCCACCCCUUUCACCAAUAGAAUUAUUCAAAUGCGACUCACGAAAAUGCUCAAUUCUCGAAAAACAACUGAAGAACAACAGCCUAGGGUCCCAGGCCCAGCUGCGGCAUCAGCCAUUGCUGAAAGCAUUGAAACCGAAAUCAUAUCUACACUUCCACAGGCCUACAGCCUCUCAGAUUUCGAUAAACAAUUCGACACCAUUCUCCCUAGUAUUCCCUUAAAGCGUGAAGAGCUCCAUAUAAUAAUAAUUGGUGCUUUCGCUACAGCCCAUCGUUCUUUUACUGGGUUGUUACACGAGCCAAACUUUACCAACCUUCCAUCAAUCAAGGAGCAAAAGGCAGCCUUCAAACUUCAAAGGAAACUUAUCGAGUAUACCACUGAUACUAUACGAUCAGCGAUGCGGUUCGCAGAUAUGCUACUUGGCGGUUGCAAAAAGUAUUUUCUGGUCAACCUCAUUGCACUGGAGGCAUCUGUUGUUCUAGGCUUGUGUGUCAGGGGUCUCCGAAGGAAUAGGAGAGCCUACGUUCGCUUGUCACGCCAGGGACUUCCAACCUUUACCGAAAACUCUGACCUUGAAGGUUCAACCCAUUCUGCCUUCUUGGAGGGCUUAAAUUUCCUGAAUGGGAUGGCCCAUCACUCUCCGAUUGCUGCCAAGGGGUCACAGAUAGUUAGAUCGUUGCAUCAAAAGUUGCAAAGGGAUGCUACUGUCGAUGAGGAUCUCUACUCAAACACUCCUACUCCUAUCCAACAGCAGCAGCCGCAACAGCCGCAGCGAAAAGCGCAUCAGACAACAUCUUGGGUACCAUCAGCAAGCGCAGGAAUGAUGACAGCGGCCGCAAUUGCUAGUGAACAACUUGGGAAUAUACUAGCUGGGCCUCCGGUUACCUCAAGCUCAUGCGGCCCGCCAAUAUGGUAA
This is a messenger RNA of Histoplasma mississippiense, 1206 nucleotides long. RefSeq lists its product with no specific name. NCBI's taxonomy places the organism in Eukaryota, Fungi, Ascomycota, Eurotiomycetes, Onygenales, Ajellomycetaceae. Gene Ontology annotation, cellular component: nucleus. Gene Ontology annotation, biological process: DNA-templated transcription. Gene Ontology annotation, molecular function: zinc ion binding; DNA binding. The coding region runs from base 1 to 1206 and encodes 401 amino acids. The record is from RefSeq and is a predicted model, not a curated record. The transcript is spliced from 2 exons.